Cyphomyrmex costatus is the source of this 346-nucleotide messenger RNA. RefSeq lists its product as uncharacterized. The record is from RefSeq and is a predicted model, not a curated record. Bases 17 to 346 code for a protein of 109 amino acids. The transcript is spliced from 4 exons. Lineage: Eukaryota; Metazoa; Arthropoda; Insecta; Hymenoptera; Formicidae.
AAUAAAAAGUUGCAUAAUGAAUAAAAGCAGUAAUAGUGAUUUUCUUUCGCAGUCUUAUUUUCAAGGUAUUGAAAGAAUUACGAGAACAAAGAGCAGUGCCUUUAAUCUUCAAAUAUCGGAAGAACUUUUGAAAGUUCGAAAGAAAAUUUGGGAUAAUUUGUUGGAUAAAUAUUCCAAGGAGAUGUCUGAUGAUAAAGAGAUAAAUAUUUAUACUUUAGAACUUGAAGAAGAUGAAGAAAACGAAAAAGAAAAAGUAGUUAGCGAAGAAGAAUAUAGCUGUGAACAACGAGUAUAUAUGCCUAAACCAGCAAUUUUUAUACAAUAUUGGAUAAAUACUGUUCUAUAG